UCAUGUACAAGUGUUAUCAUCACGGAUCAAGCCGACGCUUCGUCCAAAAUCUCGAGUCAAAUGUUAGAAAAGCCAGUAAAAAGUUUAGAGAAUUCUGUCCCGUUUCUAUUUACAGCGCCUUUCCGAUUAUUCGGGGAGUGAAGGGCAGCAGAGAUUCAGGAGGAUCGGACAGGCAGCAGCGAUAAUAAUGAAGAUGGCUAUGAAAGCAGCACUAAUGCUUGUACUAAUAGCUAGUACUCCUAGUGAAGGAGAAACAUGGGGGGAUCAUUAUGGGAAGCUCUCAGGAGUCAUAAUACCAGGCUUUGCUUCAACACAGCUCAGAGCAUGGGCCAUGCUUGAUUGCCCCUUUUCUCCCCUUGACUUCCAUCCUCUCGAUUCAGUCUGGCUUGACACUAGAAAGGUAAUUUCUGUUGUAAAUUGUUGGCUAAAGUGCAUGAUGCUUGAUCCAUAUAAUCAAACAGACAAUCCAGAAUGCAAGUCACGACCAGAUGCUGGCCUAUCUGCUAUUACAGAGCUUGAUCCUGGUUACAUAACAGGUCCGCUAUCUUCAGUUUGGAGAGAUUGGGUUAAAUGGUGUGUUGAAUUUGGAAUUGAUGCAAAUGCUAUUUUGGCUGUUCCAUAUGAUUGGAGGCUAUCAGCUUCAAUGCUUGAAGAACGAGAUUUGUAUUUUCACAAACUGAAGUUGACUUUUGAAACAGCACUCAAGCUUCGUGGAGGUCCAUCAUUGGUGUUUGCACAUUCGAUGGGAAACAAUGUCUUCCGUUAUUUUUUGGAGUGGCUGAAGCUCGAAAUAGCUCCCAAGCUCUAUAACCAAUGGUUGGACGAUCAUAUCUAUGCUUACUUUGCUGUCGGAGCCCCUUUUCUUGGAGCAGUAGAGACCAUAAAAGCAACAUUGUCUGGUGUUACAUUUGGGCUUCCUGUCCCAGAGGGAACAUCCCGCCUGAUGUGCAAUUCAUUUGGAUCAUCGCUAUGGAUGUUGCCCUUCUCAGAACACUGUCGUAGAGAUCACAUAUAUUGGAAGAGUUUUUUUGAUGGAAUAAAGAGAGAAGGCUAUAAUGUCCAUUGCGAUGAGAAGGAAUACACAUCAAAUUUCUCUGGGUGGCCUGUGGACCUUGUAAACAUUGAAAUUCCAGUUUCACCAGAUGCUGCAUACCCUGGAAUUUCAAAAGAAGCCGAGGCUGCAACUUCAUCUUUUGAGUGUGGCAUUCCUUUGCAACAAUCCUUUUCUGCACGUGAGGUGGCAGAUGGUACACUUUUUAAUGAGAUCGGUGAUAUUGAUCCAAAUAGCAAAACUGUUCUUCAUCAACUUCACAAGUUUUAUCACAACGAUCCUGUGUUAAAUUCACUUACUCCAUGGGAUAGGCCUCCAAUAAAAAAUAUCUUUUGCAUAUACGGAAUUGAUCUUAAAACAGAGGUGGGCUAUCACUUUGCACCUAGUGGCAAGCCAUACCCUGAUAAUUGGAUCGUUACAGAUAUUAUCUAUGAGGUUGAAGGGGGAACUCUGCAAUCCAGAUCAGGAAAUCCUGUGCAUGGAAAUCCUACAAAAGCAAGUGGAGACACAACUGUUCCAUAUCAUUCUUUAUCAUGGUGUAAAACAUGGCUUGGCUCUCACGUGAAUAUAACCAGGACACCCCAGUCAGAACAUGAUGGUUCUGAUGUACAAGAAGCCCUUAACAUAGAGCGUCAACAUGGAAGAGAUUUUAUUCCAAACAUGACAAGGGAUAACCGUCUCAAAUACAUUACAUUUUAUGAAGAUGGAGAAAGCAUUCCUGGAAAAAGAACAGCAGUGUGGGAGCUUGAUAAAGUGAACCACAGGAAUCUUGUUCAAUCACCGGUGAUAAUGAGAGAACUUUGGUUGGAGAUGUGGCAUAGCUUUCAUCCUGACACAAAAACAAAAUUUGUAUCAAAAGCUAAACGGGGGCCACUUAGGGAUGAAGAAUGUUACUGGGACUAUGCCAAAGCACGAUGUGCUCUACCAGAUCAUUGUGAAUAUAGGUAUGUGUUUGGAGACGUUCAUCUUGGACAAAGCUGCAGAUUAAAAGCUUCUCCUGCAGAUCUGUUACACCACUAUCUGUGAUUAGCGCAUUCUUUAUCUACCCAUUUUUGUUGUAAAGUACAGGCAAUGCUUGUGGUUACAUUUUAUUUACCACAAGUCACCAUUCAUGCCAAAAAUAAAUCGUUCAUGUAAUUAGUGUGUGCUGCAAUAAACAACAUGCAAAGGAAAUUCCUAUAAUCCUAUUCGAUUUUCAUAUUUUUCAAGUUGUGUCCUUGCAAAUACCAUGUUUCAUUCCGUUUUCAGAGAAAAGUACUUGUUCAGCCAAUAUAUGUAUGCCACUGCAGUACCCACUAUUUUUGUUUGUUGAUAGUGUGGUCUGCUUAAGUCUCAAUUUUCACAUUACAUUUAUUUUUGGCACAAUAUUGAGAAUACCAUGUCUGAACUGAUACAGCACCUACCAAAGCUCUCGACGGAAAACAACUCAUGAAUUUUGUACUAGUGGGAAGAAUACGACCAAAAAUCUAGCUAUCCUCCAAAGUUUUCUUUUGACUUUUAAUUGCUGUUCUUUAAUUAGCAAAUAUUCAACAGCCCAA
This is a messenger RNA of Cryptomeria japonica (Japanese cedar), 2589 nucleotides long. RefSeq names its product phospholipid--sterol O-acyltransferase. Lineage: Eukaryota; Viridiplantae; Streptophyta; Pinopsida; Cupressales; Cupressaceae. Gene Ontology annotation, biological process: lipid metabolic process. The transcript has 15 exons. Gene Ontology annotation, cellular component: cytoplasm. The record is from RefSeq and is a predicted model, not a curated record. The coding region runs from base 188 to 2077 and encodes 629 amino acids.